AUGAAGGAGGAGGUCCACAUGGCCGACCCAGUCGACAGCCACUCUGAGAAGGGCGGCCAACGCUCCCUCAGCAUCCAUGCCGAAGUCUUGGGUAACCAGGACCUCAUGGUCGAUGCCAUCGACGGCGAGAACAACGAACAUGCCAUGGGCAUCUGGACCGCCUUCAAGGCCUAUCCCUGGGCCUGCUUCUGGGCCUUCAUUAUGUGCUUCACCAUCGUCAUGGAGUCGUUCGACAUGUUCCUGAAUGGCAACUUUGUCGCGCAAUCGGCUUUCCAGAGACAUUACGGCGUGCCCCAUGGCGAUGGCUAUACCAUCCCCACCCGCUGGCAGAGCGCCCUCUUCCAGUCUGGCCAAUGCGGCGCCUUUGUAGGCGUCUUCAUGGCCGGACCCAUCACCAACCGCCUCGGCUACCGCAUGACGACCAUUCUUGCCCUGGUUCUGAUGAUCGCCACUAUCUUCGUCAGCUUUUUUGCCAAUUCCCUCGCCCUUCUCGUGGUUGGACAAGCGCUGGAAGGCGUUCCGUGGGGGAUAUUCAUCGCGAAUUCCCCGGCCUAUUCCAGCGAGAUUGUGCCGCUUGUCCUUCGGGGCGCCUGUACUGCUACCUUGCAGAUGAGUUGGUCGAUUGGCGGCAUCAUUGUCGCCGCCGUCACCUAUGGCUUUAACAAGCGGGACGAUCAGUGGGCUUGGCGAAUUCCCCUUGCGCUGCAGUGGAUUUUCCCUGUGCCCCUGCUGGUCCUUAUCUUCUUCUGCCCCGAAUCGCCUUGGUGGCUUACCCGUCGUGGACGCAAAGAGGAGGCAAUUCGCAAUAUCGAGCGCCUAGGAAGUAAGAAUCCUCAACAAACUUUCGCUAUGAUGGAGCGUACCGUCGAGAUCGAAGCCAAAUUGGGUGGUUCCCCUACCCUCCUCGACCUCGUCAAGGGUGUCGACUUACGGCGGACCGUCAUCACCUGCUUGAUGUAUGCGUCCCAGAAUUUCGCGGGUAACCUAAUCGCGAAUCAAGCAACCUUCUUCUUCGAGCAGGCCGGGGUCGGAAGCGACAAGGCAUUCGAAUUGAACCUGAUCAACUCGUGUCUUGGAUUUGUUGCGAACGUGGGAGCUUGGUUCCUGACCGCGUGGUUCGGUCGUCGAACCAUUUAUCUCUGGGGCACGGCCGCCAACAUCACCUUCCUCGUUCUCCUCGGCAUCUGCGCCUCUAUCGACCAGAACAACGCAACCAACUACGCCCAGGCCGUUCUGGGUAUCAUCAUCUCCUUCGUUUAUGCCGGAACUUUGGGCCCGAUCUCGUACACGAUCAUUUCCGAAACCUCCUCCGUCCGUCUCCGCGCUUUGAGCACGGGUGUCGGUCGUGCCGCCUACUAUGUCGCCGAGAUCCCGAUGAUCUACCUAGCAUCGAAGAUGCUCAACCCCACCGGCUGGAAUCUCGCAGGCAAAUGCGGUUACAUCUGGGCGGGUACCGCCCUCGUCUGCUGGAUCUGGGCUUUCUUCUGCGUGCCUGAGCUCAAGCACCGGUCCUACCGUGAGAUCGACAUCUUGUUCAACCGCAAGGUUUCUGCCCGGAAGUUCAAGAAGACCGUUAUCGAUGUUAGGGAGAACGAGUAA
Cyphellophora europaea CBS 101466 is the source of this 1599-nucleotide messenger RNA. RefSeq lists its product as uncharacterized. The coding region runs from base 1 to 1599 and encodes 532 amino acids. The transcript is spliced from 5 exons. Gene Ontology annotation, biological process: carbohydrate transport; transmembrane transport. The record is from RefSeq and is a predicted model, not a curated record. Gene Ontology annotation, cellular component: membrane. Gene Ontology annotation, molecular function: carbohydrate:proton symporter activity. NCBI's taxonomy places the organism in Eukaryota, Fungi, Ascomycota, Eurotiomycetes, Chaetothyriales, Cyphellophoraceae.